Molecule: messenger RNA, 5266 nt
Organism: Pecten maximus
Lineage: Eukaryota; Metazoa; Mollusca; Bivalvia; Pectinida; Pectinidae
Product: ubiquitin carboxyl-terminal hydrolase 1-like
Biological process (GO): protein deubiquitination
Cellular component (GO): cytosol; nucleus
Molecular function (GO): cysteine-type endopeptidase activity; cysteine-type deubiquitinase activity
Source: RefSeq, a predicted model, not a curated record
AGGAUUUUGUACAAGAUGGUGAUUGCUGAUGCUGAAUCACCAGGACCGCUGAGGAAACGUCCCCGUCUGUCCCUGAGGUUCCCGAAGGCAGGAACAUCACAAAAAGAUAGAUUGCCUGGCUCUGAUAAAAAAGAUGAAAACCAAAAGGAAACAAAAGAGGCUUCCAGAGAAAGUAAAGAAGUUCAAGAAAUUUCUAUGAAUGAGGAAACUGCUGAUGAUUCAGAUCAGGAAGAAAACGUUGUUCCUGCUGUCAGCUCCCUGGAGAACUUAGGGAACACCUGCUUCCUGAACAGUGUGCUACAGGUACUGAGGUAUACACCAGGCUUUCUUGAUGGACUGGACGACUUACACAGUGAGAUUGUACUUGUAGAGAAGUGGCAAAAACAGGACACGGCAUCUAAAGAAUUACAUGAGGACCUGUCAUACGAGUUAUCUCAAUCCCAGACAUGUGAUAUGAUGAAACACCUACACAAGUUGUACAAAGGAAUGGAGAGAAGAGAGUCGAAGCACCCUGAAGUCGCUAGCUCGGAUGUAAUGUCUAUGGCAAUUAAACCUGACAAGAUUCUCAACACUCUUAGGGAGCUGAACCCGAUGUUUGAAGGGAAUCUCCAGCACGACGCCCAGGAACUACUUCGAUGUAUGUUGUGUUACUUACAGGAUGCUGUUAAAGAAAUAAAGAAAAUCAAGAGUCGCUUACCUCCUAGUGCUCUACCUCAGGCUAAAGGUCCUCUCAACCCCAUCAUGCAGAAGUUUCUGUCUAGUGCCAAGUCUGAAAAGAAUGACUUGAAACAAGAUGUGCCAAAUCACAUAUCUGUGAAGAAAGCUGUUCCACUUCCACCUGUGGAAGUUGCCAAAUCAUUACCAAAAACAGACUUCUUGGAUGAGAUAGAGAAAAGUGAAUCUGCAAAAACGGCCUCAUCUGAGGUAACUAUGGAUGUUGUGGAAGCUGACAUACCAGAGCUAAGUGUGAAAAUUGGCAUUAAAAAUCACCAGGCCUCGAACCUUGAGACUGACAGUAAGCAAGAGGAAGUGAAAGAAAAUAUUUCUGCCGUGCCAAAAAGGUUAAGAUCAAAACAAACAAAACCACCAUCUCCAGUGAAAAAAACUCGGGAUAAAAAAUCUGCAGCAUUAGAUGAGAUAGAUGGGGAAUCUGUAAUGAGACGGCGGAGGGGAACUAGAAAGUCAGCAGAGGAGGAUGUAGCUGAACCUCAAAGUCUGAUUAAAACAGAGAAAGACAUAAAUAGAGCUAAUUCAGCAAGAUGUACAACCAAAGGUUUGUUAAACGGCGGUAUCAACGGGGAAGUGAAAUCUGAAGGAGGACAAUCGGAAAACUGUGGUACAAAGAAUUCACAGCCAAGUAUUUUAAGUCUGCUAACAGGUGAGAAACCCUGUAAGCGUCUGGGAAUGAGGGGAGCCCCGUUAAGAAACAACCAGAAUAACAGUUCUAGUAAUGGAUCAGGUAGUGUAUUAGAGGAAUCGUCGCCAGACAUCCACAUGUCAAAUAAGUCCAUGGCAAAGUCAAAAAAGAGGAAAGUUUUGACGGCUUUCAGUGUCAAAGAGGAGAAAAUUCAAACUGUUGAUCCUCCAAAGGCCAAAAGUCCAGAAAAGAAAUCUAUUUCAACCCCUCCCAAGGACAACUUGAUGAAUCAGGAAUCGGUCAACAAUGUAGAAGUUAAGGAAGAAAAUAUAUCUGAAAGCAACAGCUUUCAAUUGUCAUCAGAAUUUCAGAAACUAAAAUGUGGAAAUAUUAAAGCACAUGUCACCAAUUCUCCAAAACAGAGCCGUCAACCUUUAUUAAAACUAGAGAAAUGUGACCAUGUUUGUGACAGUCCCAAAAAGUCUGUGAGUGCACACUAUGCUGAAAAAACUCUGUCUCCAUUGAAGACACCAAGUUCUUCUAAAAGUUCUGUCAUGGUUGGAAACGCCAAACAAAAAUUAGACUUUUCACACAAUGAGUACAAGAGUGGUGUUCAUUCUGGAAAACUCUGUGUAAAACCUUGUCCAAAAACAAGCAAGGUGGACUUCGUUGAAAAUCUUUUCAUGGGAAAAAUGAUGUUGAGGACUAAGUGUCUCGAGUGUGAAUUUUCAAGAGAGCGUAUUGAAGAGUUUCAUGAUAUUUCUGUUCCUUUGAAAAAAGAAAAAAGUGAUGAUGAUAAUGAUGAAGACAUGGAGUCAGAUGAAGAUGACAACUCUUGUCUGAAGAAGAUGAUGGAUGCGUUUUCAGAGGUUGAGCGACUACGAGAUGAGAAUAAGUAUUAUUGUGACAACUGUAUACGACAUGUAGAGGCAGAACGUUCCCUCCACUACGAAGUCUUGCCUAAUGUUCUCUCGCUUCACUUAAAGCGAUUCUCUGCUUCAUCCGGACUGUACGGCUAUGUGUCUAAAAUCAAUGACCAUGUGACUAUCCCGCUGUCUCUGCCGUGUCUACGGUACAAGUGUCCCAGUCCUUGCAGCCGUCCAGAUCACAGGUACAUGUUGUAUGGAUUGGUGACUCAUGCAGGGGUCACUCUAACGUCCGGUCACUACCUCGCUUAUGUCCGGGUCCUAGGCAGUGGUCCAACCAGACUUAGUGGAAUGGAAUCCACGGCAAAAGUGACCAGUAAAGAAUCGUCCAGUGUCCUCAAAAGUCCAUCCGGGGAUACUAAACGAUCCGGACUGGGAACAAAGUAUCCGAGUGUUCCCAAACAGAUGUACGAGGAAAAGUGGCUAGAAUGUGACGACGAAACAAUUCGUAUGUACAGCAGGCAGGAAUUCUGUGACCUUCUGAAGGGAGUGGGAGGGUUGUUGUUGGGGACACCUUACGUAUUGUUUUAUCAUCGCGUUAUACCUGGGGUACACUGGUAAUAUUAUGGUCUGUUUAGUGGCCUUCUGGGCCUCACUCUGGAUUAUUCCUCUUAUCUACCAAAUCAUGGAAUGUAUGAUGAGGUACAUAUUUAUAAUAGUUCCGUGAGGGUUGCAUGCUUCAAAAAGUUAUGAGAGUAUUUUUAAUGAAACAUAACUUCUUUCAAAUUACCAUUAUAUAUCCUUUAUUUCUUAUUUGUUUCAUGAUCAGUAAAUGCUUGUUUUGCUUGUAGUAGAGAACUGUGAAUUUAGAAAAAGCCAUGACAGUUAAUUAUAAGUUAUCUGUGACCUUGUCUUAGCCAUUCUAAAAAAGAGUUUUUUUUUUUUUUAUUAAGUUUAGAGAACAAUGUUGUUUUAUUUCUUUUCCAGUUUCUAUGAAUUAAUGUAUAUGUCUUCAGUUUGGAUAUAUAUUUGAUUAAUCCAGGUCAAUACCAGAGGAGAUUUGGAGAUUUGACUGAUAAACUUUUUUCAUAUUUUAAAUAGCAUUUGACUUGUAACAGAGUGAGUAAUUUGAUGAUUGAAGACAACACAGCAUGUUUAAAUAUUAAAAAAGCUUCAAGUAAAGCAGGGAAAGUGAUAUAUAGGAAUCUUGGAAAUUGACACACGGAAUCUUAAACAAUUAAAUACAACUUCGGUUGUGAAAUGAUUUAUGUAGCUUUCUUUGUGAAAUUAGAAAGAGUUUACAUGUUAAUGUUUAAGAUUUUAAACAUUUUUGCAAAAUGUACCACGUGUCUUCGACGAUCUUUGCCUAUCAGCUUUAGUUCCAGCUUUGAUUCACCAAAUAGACAGCUGUCAUAUGUUCUAUUCCAGAAUUAUCCAUGUAGGGGCACUUGUAUUAAGACCUGAUGAGUGGUGGGUAUAAAGCCCCAUUUUUCUAUUAUUCUUUAUACUAAAUGUUUUGAUAUUUGAUGGGUGGUGCAGUCUUAGAAUCAAAAUUACCUAUCAUCCUCCAGAAGAUAGAAUCAAAAUUACCUCUCAUCCUCCAGAAGAUAGAAUCAAAAUUACCUCUCAUCCUCCAGAAGAUAGAAUCAAAAUUACCUCUCAUCCUCCAGAAGAUAGAAUCAAAAUUACCUCUCAUCCUCCAGAAGAUAGAAUCAAAAUUACCUCUCAUCCUCCAGAAGAUAGAAUCAAAAUUACCUCUCAUCCUCACCUCUCAUCCUCCAGAAGAUAAUUUUGGAAAGAUAUUUUUCUUUCUGGACAAGUUCCAUACAUUUCUGGCUGGCUUUGAGGAAUAUCACCGUACAAUUUUGACUAACAUACUCAUGAGGCUAUAGAUGGUCCACAUACUGCUGUAGUGUAUAUUGUCAUCACAUAUCUUAUUCCUGAGAAUAGUUAAAACAAAUCACAAUUCUCUCCUUAAAUUAGUAUCCAUGGCAUAAAUAUCACUUUUGAUUUUACUUUUAUCUAUCUUUUAUUGAUAAUUUACUUCUUGCGACAGAUUUUAAAAGUGACAUCAAGUUUUGGGUGGCUAGAUGUGUAUGAUAUUUGUAAUUAACAUAUAAGUUUGUACUUUACAAUACCACUACUCAGAAUAGUUUACAAAUGUGAAAUACCGGUACAUAUAUUUAUUUUGUUUACUUUAAGAAACAAUUUGAUACUCCAUGUUAUUACUGAAGUUUGGGACAAUUUCAGUAUAUAGAAAUAUUGGUUCAUGUGUAACAAAUAUUUUGCAUAGUUUAGUCGUGCUAAUACUUCUUAGAAGUGGUUCUUGUGUCGAUAACACAUAUUUAGUCAUGAAUGGACUAACGGGCAUUAUCUGAAGUUGUGUAGGAACAGCGAGUGAACUGGAUGUCAUGCCGUUUAGUCUGGUAUUGUUGCUCACCUUACAGCUCUCUAAAGGAAAGGUACAUCGAAAUGGGACUGAAUGCGUCCAACAUAUAUCUCAGGAGUAAUCUAUUUUGUGAAUUGUAACAGCACAGCAAGUGUUCUUUUGAUUCGUAUGUAUACAUAUUUUAUGGGGAACAUAGUCGCCCAUCAAUAAUUGUACAUUUAGCUUUGUAUUGUUAUUAAUACAUCUUGUAUUGAAUGUAUAUUGUAAAUGUUGGUCUGAAUUGUUAAAAUGUAGAUAGCUAAUGAAAUGGGACCAUGAGAAUUGACUUAAAUCACCUCAUGUCAGGGAGAUAAUGAAAUGGGAUCAUUGGAACUGAGGUAAUUUUAGUCAUGUUAGUGAGAUAAUGAAAUGGGAUCAUUGGAACUGAGGUAAUUUUAGUCAUGUUAGUGAAAUAAUAAAAUAGGGACCAUUGGAACUGAGGUAAUUUUAGUCAUGUUAGUGAAAUAAUAAAAUGGGACCAUUGGAACUGAGGUAAUUUUAGUCAUGUUAGUGAAAUAAUAAAAUGGGACCAUUGGAACUGAGGUAAUUUUAGUCAUGUUAGUGAAAUAAUAAAUGGGACCAUUGGAACUGAGGUAAUUUUAGUCAUGUUAGUGA